AUGGAGACCGAGGUUCCUCCCCCACAUGAAGUCCCCGACGACACUCUAGGCGGUAUCGAGGGUUCUCCGCAUGUCGCCUCCAGCAGCAACGGUUUCCGUCAUCAACAGAGCACAUCCCUCGACCAGGGCCUCGCCAAUAGUCCCAAACCAGAGGAGGAUCCUUCGGCCAGAUACACCCCUCCUGUCCAACCGGCGCCUCCAAUCUCCCGACCAGCUAGCGGCCUGUCCAACCCCGCACACCAGGCCUACAAUGACUAUCGGCAAGGCGCAGGCGAACCUUCAUCCAACGGCCGUAACCAUGUCGUGAUCAAGGUUGGCAUGGUGGGCGAUGCCCAGAUCGGCAAGACGUCGCUCAUGGUCAAGUACGUCGAGGGCAGCUGGGACGAGGAUUACAUUCAGACCCUGGGCGUCAACUUUAUGGAAAAGACAAUUUCCAUCCGCAAUACAGAAAUCACCUUUUCCAUCUGGGACUUAGGCGGUCAAAGAGAAUUCGUCAACAUGCUGCCGCUAGUAUGCAACGACGCCGUCGCCAUACUCUUCAUGUUUGACCUCACGCGCAAGAGUACCUUGAAUAGCAUCAAGGAGUGGUAUCGCCAGGGACGGGGUUUCAACAAGACGGCCAUUCCCAUCCUUGUUGGUACCAAGUACGAUCAUUUCGUCAACUUUCCCCCUCAAGACCAAGAAGAGAUCUCAAAUCAGGCGAGACGGUUUGCCAAGGCCAUGAGGGCAGCCUUGAUCUUUUCAAGUACAAGUCAUAGCAUCAACGUGCAAAAGAUCUUCAAGAUCGUACUAUCCAAGGCAUUCGACCUCAAGUGCACAAUCCCCGAAAUCGAAAACGUCGGCGAGCCCCUAUUGUUAUAUCAGUCUGUGUGA
Molecule: messenger RNA, 873 nt
Organism: Fusarium keratoplasticum
Lineage: Eukaryota; Fungi; Ascomycota; Sordariomycetes; Hypocreales; Nectriaceae
Product: Septum-promoting GTP-binding protein 1
Exons: 3
Coding region: 1-873 (290 amino acids)
Biological process (GO): regulation of exit from mitosis
Cellular component (GO): spindle pole body
Molecular function (GO): GTPase activity; GTP binding
Source: RefSeq, a predicted model, not a curated record